AGUCGCUAUGGGGCAAGGAGGGGCGCGAGCGGAAGUGACGUAGGUCGUGCACACGUGGUCCGGCGUGGUUCACGGGGGUGACUUUGGCCGGGCCUGGGUAGUUCUAAGUUUGUUUCCCCACGUAAGCCGGACCUCGCACUCCGGUCCCGGUCUCGUCGCCAAGAUGGUGAAGCCCAAGUACAAAGGACGGAGCACCAUCAACCCGUCCAGUGCCAGCACAAACCCAGAUCGAGUGCAGGGAGCAGGAGGCCAAAACAUGAGGGACCGGGCCACCAUCCGGCGCCUGAAUAUGUAUAGGCAAAAGGAGCGCAGGAACAGUCGUGGUAAAAUAAUUAAACCCCUGCAAUAUCAGUCAACGGUGGCUUCUGGCACAGUAGCAAGAGUAGAGCCAAAUAUUAAAUGGUUUGGAAACACACGUGUGAUUAAGCAGUCAUCAUUACAAAAAUUUCAAGAGGAAAUGGAUACAGUUAUGAAGGAUCCAUACAAAGUUGUCAUGAAGCAAAGCAAGUUACCAAUGUCUCUUCUCCAUGAUCGAAUCCGGCCUCAUAAAUCGAAGGUCCACAUUCUUGAAACUGAAAGUUUUGAAACUACAUUUGGCCCUAAGUCACAGAGGAAGCGACCAAACUUAUUUGCAAGUGAUGUGCAGUCUCUUAUCGAAAAUGCUGAGAUGUCCACUGAGAGCUAUGACCAGGGCAAGGAUCGUGAUUUGGUAACUGAAGACACUGGUGUGAGAAAUGAAGCUCAAGAAGAGAUCUAUAAAAAGGGACAGUCCAAAAGAAUAUGGGGUGAGCUCUACAAGGUGAUAGAUUCAUCAGAUGUUGUAGUUCAAGUUCUUGAUGCUAGAGAUCCAAUGGGCACUCGUUCCCCUCACAUUGAAAUUUACCUGAAGAAGGAAAAACCUUGGAAACACCUCAUUUUUGUACUUAACAAAUGUGACCUUGUUCCAACUUGGGCAACAAAACGGUGGGUUGCUGUCCUCUCCCAGGAUUAUCCGACACUGGCUUUCCAUGCAAGCCUUACUAACCCAUUUGGCAAGGGAGCAUUCAUUCAGCUUCUGCGGCAGUUUGGAAAGUUGCACACUGACAAGAAACAGAUCAGUGUUGGGUUCAUUGGCUAUCCAAAUGUUGGCAAGAGUUCUGUGAUAAAUACAUUGCGUUCUAAGAAAGUUUGCAACGUGGCUCCCAUUGCAGGUGAAACGAAGGUCUGGCAGUAUAUUACUUUGAUGCGUCGGAUAUUCCUGAUUGACUGUCCAGGUGUGGUUUACCCCUCUGAGGACUCCGAGACAGACAUUGUGCUAAAAGGAGUUGUUCAAGUGGAAAAAAUUAAGAGUCCUGAAGACCACAUUGGUGCUGUACUUGAACGAGCAAAGCCAGAAUAUAUCAGCAAAACAUACAAGAUUGAUUCUUGGGAGAAUGCUGAGGACUUUCUUGAGAAGCUUGCUUUCCGGACUGGGAAGUUACUAAAGGGUGGAGAGCCCGACUUGCAGACUGUGGGUAAGAUGGUCCUCAAUGACUGGCAGAGGGGCCGGAUUCCUUUCUUUGUCAAGCCACCCAAUGCAGAGCCACCUGUGGCCCCCCAGCUUCCACCCUCCCCAUCUUUGGAAGUUGUCCCAGAAGCAGCCCGAAAGAAUCCAGGAGAGGAAGUUACAGAAACUGCAGGUGAGGGGUCAGAAUCCGUCAUUAAGGAAGAAACAGAAGAGAACAGUCACUGUAAUACUAACACAGAGAUGCAGCAGAUUCUCACACGGGUUCGGCAGAACUUUGGUAAAAUCAACGUGGUGCCUCAGUUUUCUGGGGAUGACCUGGUUCCUGUGGAGGUGUCAGAUCUUGAGGAAGAGCUUGAGAGCUUUUCUGAUGAAGAGGAGGAGGAACAGGAGCAACAAAGAGAUGAUGUAGAAGAGUCUUCCUCGGAGCCUGAGGAGGAACAUGUAGGAAACGACACCAAAGCCGUUAUUAAAGCCCUGGAUGAGAAGAUUGCCAGAUAUCAGAAGUUUCUAGACAAAGCCAAAGCCAAAAAGUUUUCAGCAGUCAGAAUAUCCAAGGGACUGAGUGAAAAGAUAUUUGCAAAACCUGAAGAACAAAGAAAAACGCUGGAAGAACAUGUAGAUGAUACAGCACCUUUCAAAAAAGGAAAGAAGCGGAAGGCACAAAGGGAAGAGGAACAGGAACAUUCAAAUAAAGCUCCCAGGGCGCUUACAUCAAAAGAACGGAGGCGAGCAGUACGGCAGCAACGGCCGAAAAAAGUUGGUGUGCGCUACUAUGAAACACACAACGUGAAAAAUAGGAACAGGAACAAAAAGAAGACCAAUGACUCAGAGGGACAGAAACACAAACGCAAAAAAUUCAGACAAAAGCAGUAAUGUUUAAAAGGUUUUUAUUAAAUUAUACAAAAACAUGCAAUUA
Molecule: messenger RNA, 2402 nt
Organism: Cercocebus atys (sooty mangabey)
Lineage: Eukaryota; Metazoa; Chordata; Mammalia; Primates; Cercopithecidae
Gene: GNL2
Product: guanine nucleotide binding protein-like 2 (nucleolar)
Exons: 16
Coding region: 164-2359 (731 amino acids)
Cellular component (GO): nucleolus
Molecular function (GO): GTP binding
Source: RefSeq, a predicted model, not a curated record